GCUGCCUCCUGUAAGUGACCUCCCUUGCCAUAUUCAGCAUGGAAAUAGAUGGCAUCAGAAAACUGAACCAGAAACUCAGUAAAACAGAGAAGAAAUUGCGACAGAAACAGAUUAAAGCCAGAAAUACUUUGCUAAGGCAUGAGGGCAUUGAGUGUGUCUCGUCACCUACCAAGAGCUUGGUUAUUGCCAAUGGAGGUCUGGGGAAUGGCGUAAGUAGAUGCCAACUGCUCGCUGUGGUGGAAGAAUGUGGGCCAGUGGAAGCACUCUUAAUGCCACCAAAUAAACCCUAUUCAUUUGUGAAAUACAAGUUGAUAGAAGACUGCAAGCAAGCCUAUGACAUUCUCAAUGGAAAGGAGAUUGUUUUGGAGGACUCCAGCCAAGGCAUCGUUCUGUAUUUCAACUUUGUGGAAAAAGUUCCUUGGGAGGUCACAACACCUACAACCUUGCCUCCGGGCCUGAGGGUAAUUGAAGAUCUGGUUUCUCCUGAAGAAGAAAGACAACUUCUGGAAAGCAUUGAUUGGACAGAGGAUGAGGUCAUUCCAAGUGCUCAGAAGGCUUUGAAACACAGAAGAGUAAAGCAUUUUGGAUAUGAGUUUCGGUAUGAUAACAACAAUGUGGAUAAAGACAGACCUUUGCCUGGAGGUCUCCCAGAUCUCUGUAACGUGCUUCUUACAAAGUGCCUGAAGCUGGGAUACAUUAAGCAGAAACCUGAUCAGCUAACUGUAAAUCAGUACGACCCUGGACAAGGAAUCCCCCCUCAUAUAGAUACGCAUUCUGCUUUUGAGGAUGAGAUCAUUUCGCUCAGUUUAGGAGCAGAGAUUGUGAUGGACUUUAAACAUCCAGAUGGACAGGCAGUAGCAGUUAUGCUGCCUCAACGCAGUUUGCUUGUGAUGAGUGGAGAGUCCAGGUAUCUUUGGACCCAUGGCAUCACACCUAGGAAGUUUGAUGUUGUUCCUGCAUCUGAAGGACGGAAAGUUGGAACAGUCUCUGCAAACACUGGAGAUUUAACUUUAAACAAAAGAGGGAAAAGGACAUCUUUUACAUUCAGAAAAGUGAGGAGAAGCGCUUGCAAUUGUGCUUACCCUUCUGUGUGUGACAGUCAGCAUAAAGAUACAGCACCUUCAAUCCCUAUCAACGAUAAUGAAGCCUCAAAACUAGAGGAAAAGUAUGUCCAUGAGGUGUAUGAGGAAAUUGCUGGGCAUUUCAGCAACACUAGACACAGCCCCUGGCCACGGGUCGUUGAAUUCCUUAGGGGUUUACCAUGUGGAGCUGUGGUGGCUGAUGUUGGCUGCGGGAAUGGAAAGUAUUUAGGAGCUGGCAAGGAUUUGUACAUGCUUGGCUGUGAUCGUAGCAAGAAACUUGCGGACAUCUGUGGACAGAAGGGAUUUCAGGCUGUUGUGUGUGACGCCCUCUCUGUGCCGAUACGAAGUGACUCCUGUGACGCCUGUAUCUCCAUUGCCGUGAUUCACCAUUUUGCAACAGUAGAGAGAAGACUGGCUACUCUUUAUGAAUUAGUUCGAUUACUGAGGCCGGGGGGAAGGGCUCUCAUUUAUGUCUGGGCUAUGGAACAGGAAUACAACAAACAGAAGUCUAAGUACCUGAAAGAAAAAAGAGCUCACAGGGGCAGGAUGGAGGAAACCAACAGCGAGGCGUAUGACAGUGGUUGCCAUUCAGUGUGCCCCAGUGAUGGCACCAACCAGGCACUCCACCCCAAGCUUUCUGUUCAUACCAACAGAACUUCCUUUGACUCCCAGGACUUGCUGGUCCCUUGGCAUCUGAAAGACAGCACAAAGGAAAAAGGAGAGCCAAGCAAAUCCCAUCAACCUCUGCUGGAUUCUGCAAAUUUGUGUGAACCAAGUCCUGUUUUUCACCGUUAUUACCAUGUCUUCUGUGAAGGAGAACUAGAAUUGGUCUGCAAAAGCCUGAAAUGCAUAAAGGUAGAAGAGAGUUACUAUGACCAAGGAAACUGGUGUGUGGUUCUUGAAAAGCAGUAACAUUAUUUAAUUUUAAAAAAAUCAACCGAAUCAUCAACUGAAUCAUCAACUGCAAUAAAAGGGGACAUUUUCCUCUAAAUAUUUGUUUGCAGUGCUUCUAAAAAGCACUGCAAUAAAAAGCAUAUUUUGUUGGUGUCCAGUUUUUCGUUCUGCUUUUAUAUUUAUAAAGUGAUAUUGCCUUUA
Molecule: messenger RNA, 2177 nt
Organism: Eublepharis macularius
Lineage: Eukaryota; Metazoa; Chordata; Lepidosauria; Squamata; Eublepharidae
Gene: ALKBH8
Product: alkB homolog 8, tRNA methyltransferase
Exons: 12
Coding region: 39-1994 (651 amino acids)
Biological process (GO): tRNA wobble uridine modification
Cellular component (GO): nucleus; cytoplasm
Molecular function (GO): tRNA binding; S-adenosylmethionine-dependent methyltransferase activity
Source: RefSeq, a predicted model, not a curated record